GACAGAUUCUCCUGUACACACACAAAUAUUACAUAUUGAACGUAAAUAAACAACAGAAGUAGCAUACAUUUUUGCCGAAGAGUUGAAUAUAUUUUUUUUUUCAAAUGAAACUUCAUAUAUUCAUAGUAAAUGCUCUUUUGUUAUUAGAAAUAUCACAAGCAGCUCCAAUUAGACCAUUUCAGGACGAACUUUCAUUCAGAGAAUCUAUCCAAGCUAAGAACGCGGAUGUAUUUUUCAUGCGGUUUGGUUACAUGAAAAACAUGAAUACAAGAACAAGACAUGUGAACAAAGCUGUCGACAGGAAAGAAGCAAUUAGGAAAUUUCAACAAUUUAACGGAAUGAAUAUCACUGGAGAGUUAGACCAAGAAACCAUAGAAAAAAUAAAACAGCCUCGUUGCGGAGUGGCAGACUUCAACGAGUCUUCUCGAGAUAGACCGUUGCAGUUUAAUGCACCAGGUUAUAAGUGGAGUAAAAGAAGGAUAACAUGGAAGCUAACAGGAUUUACCAAUCAGCUUUCGAACUCGACACAAACAUCAGCUUUCGAGAGUGCGUUAAAGAAAUGGUCCGAUGUGACGCCAUUGAUAUUUGAAAACACAGAUAGCUUUCCAGAUAUAGAAAUUCUAUUUGCCAGGGGUAACCAUGGUGACGGAAUGUAUAACGCUUUUGAUGGUCCAGGAAGAGUUUUAGCGCAUGCUUUUUAUCCAACUGAUGGUGACACCCAUUUUGAUGAAGAUGAAACUUGGACUUUUAGAUCGGGAACGGGAACUGAUCUUGAGGUUGUAGCUGCACAUGAAUUUGGACAUGCAUUAGGACUUGGUCAUUCGCAGAACACUGCUGCUUUGAUGGCGCCAUUUUAUAAAAGAAUGGACCAAGGUUGGCAACUUCACCAGGACGACAUCAAAGGAAUACAAUCACUCUAUGGGGCUCCAGAAGAUCAGCUAUCAGCGCCGUUACCUUCACCAUCGAACACUUCAUCCGGGAUCAAGCUUAACCUAUUUAUAAUAUCAAGUAUAUUAUUACAGCUUUUAUAGUUUACAGAUAUAUUUUGGAAAUGUUAGCUAUGUUUUGACUUUACUUUCAAUGGAUAUGAUGUGAUUAAUGCAGACUGUGCAAUGUAUGCAAAGCAUACUGGUCGAUAUAUAUAUGCGCAGUCAUAACAUUAAACCGAAAAUUUGUACGUGAUGCAACAAAAAGAAAAUCCCGACAAUUAGACAUGAUGAAAGAUGACGAAAGGUGAAACAAGUACUGUUUUCUUAUCUCUCUCAGAAUUAAUGUUAACAUGGUCAAAAUGGAAAAUGAUUCCAGUUCGAAAUUUCACUGAACAGAUCGACUAAAUUAAAAGGUUAAUAAGAAUUUGCCUCAAUCAUACAGCAAUUCCAUGGGAUACAUACAAGACGUUCAUUUGGUAUUCUUCAAGGAAAUUAUGUUUUAAAUUUCGAUUCACACAAGCUGUACCUUUCCUAAAAUAUAUAGGUUGCUUUGAACUAUCCUUUUUUAAUUCACCAUUUGUUUUCAUGUGGGUUUAUAUGCGGGAUGAAAUGGGGCGAAAUAUACCAGAGAAACAGUCUAACUAAUAGAUCGGGAAUAAAUUGACCAUGCCAUUGCUAAAAAAGGAUAAAGACAAACACACAAAUAGUAGAAUACAAGACACAACACAGAAAAGUAAAGACUUAGCAAAACGAACCCAACCAAAACAUUGGGAUUAUAUCGGGUGCUCAGGAAAGGUAUUUUAGGCAAAAAGAACAUUUUCAAUUAAGGCAGAACACUUAUAUGUGGGUAUCAAUUUCAUUAUUAUAAGUAAUUUGAUCUAGAAUGCUAUAAUUCUGUUUUAUUACUCUUUCUAAUAUUUAAAAAAAAAGCAUUCCUGUCAAUAAGAAGUAGUUUUUUUAAUUAAAAAAAGAGACCAAAAUGCAACAUUUUUAUCAAUCUGUUCUCGAAUACACAUUUUGUCAGAGCAUCCAUAUACUUACUAUUCCGCUUCUUAUCGUGGUACUUACUUUAUAAAUAAUCAAGCUAAAAGAAUCUUAACUACAUCAAUACGCAAUCAACGAGAACUAGCUGUUGUUAAUUAAGUAAUGACUUCAAUAUUGUGCGUAUUUUAACUGACACUUAUUGGUUUGCACCCUAUUGAGAAGCAGUUAACUACCAUCAUCGAUUGUUGCUGGCUGGCUGUUACACAACUAUCCUUCAGUCUUUUACAACAUCUGUUUUUUAACAACAUUUUA
Molecule: messenger RNA, 2225 nt
Organism: Mytilus trossulus (common blue mussel)
Lineage: Eukaryota; Metazoa; Mollusca; Bivalvia; Mytilida; Mytilidae
Product: 72 kDa type IV collagenase-like
Exons: 8
Coding region: 105-1031 (308 amino acids)
Biological process (GO): extracellular matrix organization; collagen catabolic process; proteolysis
Cellular component (GO): extracellular matrix
Molecular function (GO): metalloendopeptidase activity; zinc ion binding
Source: RefSeq, a predicted model, not a curated record